Hylaeus anthracinus is the source of this 6136-nucleotide messenger RNA. Its product is annotated as lachesin-like. Gene Ontology annotation, cellular component: neuron projection. The record is from RefSeq and is a predicted model, not a curated record. Lineage: Eukaryota; Metazoa; Arthropoda; Insecta; Hymenoptera; Colletidae. The coding region runs from base 1101 to 2393 and encodes 430 amino acids. The transcript has 9 exons.
GUCGAAGCUAACGAUGAAAUAAAUUCGCUGGACGUUACUCUAAUCAUUACCCUGGAAUACUGGAUCUCGUCUCGUCUCACGAGAGAACGUUUCGCGUCGGCUAGGAAUUGCGUGCGUUACGGGUCAUCAAAGAACUCCAUAGUAUAAUUUAAUUUAGAAACUCGCUCGCAUUGUACAUUCUUGUUAAUUAGUCGAAUUCAAAUCCACAUUUAUCUAUGGAUUAACAGCGUAUGCGUCCAGCUGUUUCGCGUUUAUUAGCAGCCUGUUAGGACUCCCGUCGAACGAAACCAGGGAAACGUUUGAUAACCCGACGCUGCCAAUUUAUAGGUGGGAAAGAGCUCCGGUGGCAGAGUCGGGAUUAAACCGAGCUCUCGCGGUGAUAUCGCACAGUGAGAGGUCGAGUCGCAUUUCUACCCGCGUUCUUUUCAAUUCUCCCCUCCGCGAGCCAUCUUCAAAUCAUUUCUUUCACGUUUUCUCUCAUGUUUUUUUUUUUUUUUUUUUUUUUCGGUUUCUGUUCACUCCAUUCAUUGACCAAUCCGAGACUUUAGUUUCCGCACGCGCGACACCGUAGGCGUUCGCUGCACGCGAAUAGAGUCUAUAUCUUCUCGAGUGGUUGUACGUACGUUACAGCCCAAUAAACCUGAUUAACAUUGGGCGUUCGUUAAUUACAGGAUCCCUCUAUUACACUGACUUAGCCAUGCGUUAAUGAUUUCGCGGGUGUAUGGAUAUCCGACGUAUCGACGAACCAACGAUACGGAGGGUCGCAAUAUGCAUUCGGAUAUGCGCGUCCUAGACUAGAUGGAUCCGUAUUUACAUAUUCCUGUCGUGUACGCUCUGUAUACCCUAACGCGGUACCUCUAAUGAUAGAUAGGGUUACUCAUUAAUUGCUACCGACUCUUUUCAUCGGAACGCAUCGAUCACCCCUUGGCCGUAUUUUCAUACUUUCCGAGCCUUUGAAAUACCUGCCAUUCAAAACGUCAGGCUUGGCGCGCGAUCCGAGUCGGUUGUUAUUUAUUAUAAUUAGCGAUUUUCAACCGACGAUAUCGGUGCGAUUUUGUUACAGAUAAGCAUCGAGGUACAAGACGCGGAACGGUAACGAAAUGGCGGAUAAUCACAGAAGAAGACGAUACCUGACCAUCAGCAUACUUCACAUCAUCACUAUCAUGUGCCAAGCUCUCUCCGAUCAACCAAUGUUUGCCGAGCCAAUACCGAACGUCACGGUGCCACUGGGGAGAGACGUCAGCCUACCCUGCGUCGUGGAAAACCUCGGUAAUUACAAGGUCGCGUGGAUUCACGUGGGUCGUCAGAUGCUGGUCACCGUUCACAAGCACGUGGUCGUGAAGAUACCGAGAUUCUCGGUGUCGCACGACAACCAGAAAACCUGGUUGCUUCACAUAACCAGCGUGCAACAAGACGAUAGGGGUUGGUAUAUGUGCCAAGUAAACACAAACCCUAUGAUCAGCCAGGUCGGCUACCUUCAAGUUGUUGUGCCACCGAACAUAGUAGACGCGUUGUCCACGGAGAGCACCGUGGCAGUUCGAGAGAAUCAGAACAUCACCCUGACGUGCAAAGCGGACGGAUAUCCCGCGCCAAAAGUGAUGUGGAAGAGGGAAGACGGACUGGGCAUAAGCAUCAAUCGACAUAAGAAAAUGCCUCUGUACGAUGGCGAGCAAUUAAACUUGACGAGGAUCACGCGCAACGAAAUGGGCGCGUAUCUCUGCAUCGCAACGAACGGUGUGCCGCCAACGGUCAGCAAGAGAAUCACCGUGGACGUCGAAUUUUCGCCGAUGAUCUUCGUGCCGAAUCAGCUGAUCGGCGCACCGAUCGACACCGACGUGACGAUCACCUGCCACACGGAGGCGUAUCCACGGGCGAUGAACUACUGGUUCCUCGGCGACAAGAUGAUUCUCUUGAACGAGAAGUACACGACGAGCAUCAUGGAGAACAGUUACAGGGCGGAUAUGAGCCUCACCAUCAGGAAUAUACAGAUCGACGACUUUGGCGUCUAUCGUUGCAUCAGCAAGAACUCGCUGGGCGAGACCGAGGGGUCUAUCAGGUUGUACGACAUUCCGAAGCCGUCGGCGGCGCCAAAGGCCACGGAGAUCAAGAGCAGCGCCAACAAAGAAGGACGAUCGAGCACACCGUCACCAGCAAAAAGGCCGACCACCGUCUGGCCUUCCUCGUACAACCCCUACUAUACGAAAAGGACAGAGAGGCCACCUCCCCCGAGCGAGGAGAGGGUCGAGAGGCCAGAGCAGAAGCUACGCGGUGGCCAGAGCACAGGAAGCGCGUACAUCAUCAGAUGGAGCGCCCCGCAGCUGAUGGUGGUGGCGGUGCAGUACAUCCUCACGGGGCCCUAUAUGCCCCCAUACGUGCCCCAAACGGGGAAUUAGGACGCGACCUCCAUGAAACGUGGUCCGUGUUCACCCAGGACAUUCUGUCGCGACCCGCGUACCGUUCCAUUCCGCUUUUCUCCCAGCGGAGCCGCAUUCGAACGUACGAUGUACCGUGAAAGUACGCUCUUAGUACAUCGAACGUGAGACACGUCGAUGACACGGGGCAGUUUAAUGUAUCGAUCAUUUUUUGCACGUACGUGUUCCGCGAAUGGAUAAUUUGUUCGUUGUUUCUGCGACGAUUCUAGGAAUAUUUUCUUACGUUUUCUUACGUUCGAGACCGUUACAGAAUCGCAUUCGUGGUCUUCCAUGGAAAAGUCGCAUCGGCGGUUCGCAAGAUGCAUUAGCGGGAACACACGAAAUUAUUUGUUCGAGCUGGUGUGUACCCUUAAUUGGAUUGUUAAUCGCAAUCGAACAUUAAUUAGCGUAAUUGAAUUACGUAUCGGCUGCCAUCGGAUAAUUAGCGUCAGAUAUUUAUUAGCGAAGCGAAUUAUCUUGGUGAACUAUUUGUGGGAAGUAAUGAUGUAUGAAUGGUGUAUUCCCCGCGUUAGAAGCAAUAUUACUGUAUGACAUGCAGCCGCGAUCGUGCGGCUAAUCGGCGCGAUUAAAGGGAAAUUAAUGCAACGGUAUUUGUCAGUGGCAUCGAGGUCUUCGUUUUUAAUUUCAGUGACGGUUAGAGGAAUGCGUGCAACUUCGAGUUCGGUGCUAGUCAAAUAAUUUAAAGGGGAAAGCAUCAAAGGUAAUAACGCUCCACGGUAGAGAGAAAGAAAUCGGGACGAUCCGACGAUGAAACGGGAACGUUUCGGGAUGCUGGUAACGCGCGUAGUCUGCGUAAGAAGAAUCGUCCGAAUGGUAUCUCGUGGAAGCGACUUUUCAACCGACCAGAAAGUAGCAUUCGAGUAGACAAUCCCCGGGGGCAGGGAGACGGAAGAGGGGCUGAUUUGAUUAAUGCUUCGGCACGUGAAAAAUGGUGCGAGCACGCUUUCGUCCUCGCGGAAUCAUGGUAGCGACGCGGAUAACCGUAAUAUUUUUGAACUACGGACCAAACCAUGGGAAAUCCAAUUAUCGAAAUGUUGCUCGACCAAAUGGAGAGAAAGGGGUGCGAUCGAGAAUUUUAUUCUCGUUUCUCAAAACAGCAUCCUCGCCCGGGUGAUUCGCGAUUCCAUACACGAUCCUUCGUGACGCGAGCUUCCCGGUGUUUGUUCGUAGCGCGAUAUCAAAUUCGGGCCACAAUUAAUGGAAAACGUCGCGCCGACUCGAAUUAUUAUUUUUCAUUUCGAUUGCUACUCGACGAAAAUUUUCCCGCUGAAAGCGUUUCAGCCAGGUUUUUUUUUUUUUUUUUUGUUUUUUAAAGCAAUUUUUUAACGAAACGGUCGGCUCGGGAUUCGUUAAAAAUUCACGACGACGCGUAAAAUCGGAAUCGAACGGAACCAUCGUUUUCAAACUCGUGCCACGCUAAAGAUGUCCGCUGAAACGUUUCGCGGGGGUCGCGUCGUGCACGCGCCAGCUCGUCAAAGACCAAAAUUACUAUGAUUUCCAACGCGAGCGUAUUAAUCAUCCGGUUCCCUCUAAUUACGAAACUUUCCAUUGCCGAUCGUGCGUAAUCGGUACGCGACGCGUAAUUACGUUUUACGAUAUCGGCUACGCGACGCCUGCGAUAAACAAGGCAGCGUCGGGCUAAAUUAAAACACGCUACGGGCCCGAAUUAAUUACCGAAAGAAGACACAAAGACAUUAAACUCGCUCCCCCGUAAACGCGUCGUAGGGGCGAUCGUUAAUCGAAACGCGUCGAACCGGACGUCAAGUUUGGUUGCGUAUUCAAAAUUCGAAAUAACGAUUCGCGAUCGUACCGCAAAUAUUAAUAAUCGCCUGCGUGUUUUAGCUGUAAUUCAAUUUCACGGAGCCUCGACAAUUAUAAUUAAAACGGUACCCGACGUUGAAAAUUACAACGAUUUUAUCAGGAAUAUGAUAUUUCCGGUAGCCGACCUGCGCGUCGCGCACUGGAACGAGGGCGGUUUCUCCCGAGGGGGAACAAAAAUUUCGGAUCAUUUUAUUUGGUUCGUGCCGUCAAUACUAUCCUCUUUAACGAGUUUCUCUUAAUUGAUAUGCCUUUCGCCCCCGCCAUCCAGAAAACUUUCGUCGAAUAUUUAUUCGUCAAAUAAACACAAGAGAGUUUAGACGUAAGUAUACAGGGUGUCGCAAAAAUGUCGAAGGUCAUUAAAAGGAGUGGUUCGGGGAAUGAUGAACAGAAAAGCCUGAUCAAUCAGAACGAGAGUAUUAGGGAGGCCCCCGUGGGUGCAACGUGGGCAUGUGUACCCAAGAGUCGCGACAUCCCUGUCGUCCUAGUGAUCAGUUACCUGUGCCAAUAAAGCAAUAAUUGCUUUACAAGAAUAUGCUGGUUAUUCUCAACAACACUGUGCACCGUCGUGAAAAGGUUAUACGCCGGUCAGCGCGUAAUUCUUCCAUCGAAUCGGUAGAAACCAUUUGUGUGUCUGAUUCGGAUGACUCCGUUCGUCGGUCACGCGAGGGGCUCAGAGAAGCCAGCAUGAAAAGUUUCGAUCGCGCGAAAAGGGCUUCGAUAAAGUACCAUUCGGUUGGAAAGUCUCGCAGCUGGAAAGUUGGCUCGGUUCGAGAUUGAAAAGUUCCUCUUUAUCGGCGAAACCAGCGGCAGCUGUAUCUUUUCGGAAUACCAGAUCCGCGAGUAAAAGAUUCCUGGAAAACGUUGAGUUACAAAAAAAAAGAGAGAGAGAGAGAGAGAGACAGGGGAAAAAACGGACGCUCGGACGAUGAGCAACGGAUGAAAGAUGAACGACGCGGACGUUCUGCGGAGACUGCGACUGUUCGAGCGCCGAGGAAUUUUCUAUUUUGAAAUUAGCAUUUAAAUUAAAUCUCGAAUUAGAACGUCAGUUUUGAAUUUAUCUUUCGACCGAAUACGUCGCCGUUGCGCUGCGCGCCGGAAUUUCCGCUUUAACGCGACCAAACGAUAAACUCAUCGGAAUUCGGCCCACGAAAUAGAGCGAACAACUACAUUUAUAAUUCUCGGUACGGUCUGUCCAGCAUAAUUGCCAUAACUUGCAGCGAUUUAAUCAAGAAACGUUCUCUAUUUACACGCCUACUUCGAAACAUUCGAGGGCGUCUCGUUUUCGAUAUUCUCGUUUCGAUCAAAAAUUGCUUUCGAGCUAUCUUACGCGUCCCGCUGAACGGUGGCGCGUUUCUCCCCCUGAAAGUUUGUUCGUCCCGUGAAAAAUAAGCAAGUUAUUUCAGUUAGCAAGUUACGGUGACCCAACCUGUGUAAUCUGCGGAUGCGCGAUACAGAGAAUUCCUUCGGGGUAUACUCGGGGGUGAAACGAAAUUUGUAAACCUUGUUUCGGUCACCGAGCACGCUACACCGGUUCACCCGAAGCGAGGAAGGUGCCCUCGUACAUCUGAUUGUUCUUCUUUUUCCCUUGUUUGUUCUAUCCGCUUAUGCACACCCUUCUUCGCGCCACGGCUGAAAUUACGAGUUCGCUGCAUCCCUUCCACCGACCGUACGUCCCCGUCUCAUCCCUCGCCGGUACACGGACGUACACCCUCGUUCAUAAAUAAGUGGACACUUAAUGAACAAUUAACAUACACCGCAAAUUAUUACUGUACUACUUUUGUUGCUAAAUUCUAUAUUGGACGUGUAUUUAACAACAUUAAAUGUCUCGACUGCCAUAUUCAAUUUUACAAUGGAACUUUCGGGUCGUUUAGAUAGAAAAGUUU